This is a messenger RNA of Colletotrichum costaricense, 2025 nucleotides long. RefSeq names its product fungal specific transcription factor. The record is from RefSeq and is a predicted model, not a curated record. The transcript is spliced from 8 exons. Lineage: Eukaryota; Fungi; Ascomycota; Sordariomycetes; Glomerellales; Glomerellaceae. Gene Ontology annotation, molecular function: DNA-binding transcription factor activity, RNA polymerase II-specific; zinc ion binding; DNA binding. Gene Ontology annotation, biological process: regulation of DNA-templated transcription; DNA-templated transcription. Bases 1 to 2025 code for a protein of 674 amino acids.
AUGUCCUCCACGAGGGCCAUCAAGAAGAGCGCCUUUUCGUGCGAACCAUGUCGUCGUCGCAAGGUAAAAUGUGGCGGAGAGCAGCCGACGUGUAAUCGGUGUGCUGCCCGCGCGGAUGAGUGCGUCUAUAAACUUAACCCAACGUUGUCUUACACAUCACGGCUGGAGCAUCGCAUAAAGGAACUAGAAGCACAGCUUGCCGCCGCGAGAGCUCACGCACCAUCCGGAGCGGGAGCGGGAGCAGGACCCUCAGAACCCUCCCGGACAUCAUCGCCGAGCGUCGGGCCGUCAGCGGGCCAGUCGCCCAUGACGGAUCCUCACCACUUUGAGUCGCAGGAUGAAGAGUCUGUGAGCGAGAGCUUCAAGGGCCUCAAGGUCGACGACAAGGGCGCCAUCACGUAUCAUGGCUCCACGAGCUUCUUCCAGCUGCCGAGCGAUAGGCCGUCUGGCUCGAGGGACCAGCAGUCGACAUCUGACCAGGCCAUGCAAAGGCGUGAGAGGCUUGUAGCCAACGCCUGGCAGCAGAGGGCGCUCGAGAACAUGUCCGAUAUACCGGAACCGUUCCAAUAUCUGCUAAAUGUUCACUGGUGCUGGAUCCAACCUCUCUUCAACUUCAUCUACAGACCUGCCUUUACUCUUCUCUCCCACUCCAUCCGCUGGGGCCGAAGCGACCCGGCCACAAAAGACAGGCUCGAGGAGUUCUACGACGGCGGCGCCCUCUUCGGCAAGCACGCGCGCAGCAUGGUCUUCGAGGAGCUCAGCCAGGGCGUCUGCUCCAUCCCCACCGUCCAGACACUCCUGCUCCUCAGCGCGCAGGAGUGCAGCGUGGGCAACAGCGCCCAGGCCUGGACGUACAGCGGCCUCGCGUUCCGCAUCAUCGACCACCUCGGCAUCUGCGUCGACGGGCAGCGGUACCCCGGUUCCGUGCAGCUCGCGGACGAAGAUGUCGAGAUCCGCCACCGACUGUUUUGGAGUUGCUAUUUCUGGGACAAGAUGAUUAGUCUGUACCUCGGGCGCUCGCCUUCGUUGCAGCAGACGUCUGUGUCGCCGCCGCAGAUUAUGUUUGACGACUCGGCCGAGAACGAGUCGUGGACGCCCUUUGGCGUCGUACCGGAAGGCGGCUGGAAGUACCCCCCCGCGGCGGCGCACUCCACCUCGUGCUUCAUGCAAAUGUGCCGUCUCUCGAUAACCUUUAACGAGAUCCUCGUCCACAUGUACGACCCCGUGCGGCCCAACAGCCAGGCCGAGAUGCAGGACUGUCUCGCCAAGCAAGAAGUCGCCCUGCGUCAGUGGUGGGAUGAGCUACCUCCACACCUAAAGAUCGAACCCACGGCUCUCCCAGCCCUGGCGCCGCCGUCGCACAUCAUCACGUUGAACGUCCUCUACCGCACCUUCAAGAUCCUCCUCUACCGUCCCAUGCUGUCUCAGCGCGGAAGAGUAGGCGAUAACCUGCAGCCGGUGCAGCGGUACCUCGGCGAGUGCGUGACUUCGGCGACGGGAAUCAUCGCCAUCUUUGAUCUCUUCUGCCGCUCCUUCGGCAUCAGCCACUGCGUGCUCUCCCUUUCGUAUAGCGUGUACAUUGCCGCGUCCAUCUUCCUGCUCCAGGUGCAGUCCAGCGUCGAGGACGCACAAGCGCUGCGGAGACUGGAGUACUGCGUCCGUAUCCUGGCGUCCGUGAAGCGCAUCAACCCAGUCAUCAGCAGCGCCCUCAACCUCAUCACCCGCGAGCUCGUCGGCCUAGGCAUCGACAUCGGCGCCCUCGGCCUCCCCAAGACGGCCGCAACGCCGCCCAUGGCAACCUACGGCAUCCCGCAACAGAGCCGCCACGGCGCCGGCGCCGAGAACAACAUGCCCCCGACGUCCGUACCGCCCGGCCCGGAGGCCACCAGCUCCCCAGAGCAGAUAUACAACUUCCCUUUUGUCGACACCCUCGGCCCCGAGGCCUUUGCCAUUGACCCGCAGGUCUUCCAGACCAUGUCUUCUAUAGAACCGUUGAGCGUCAGAGUCGGCGCGAUAGAUGAAUAG